UGAACAGACGCUCUCCUCCCGGCGUCUACGUGGCUUCGUGCUUCUCUGUUGUUUUUUAAAUCCACCAGCUGGAAGGAUUAAUGCAGAUAAAUACUGAAACAGACUGAAAACUGGGAUUUUAAAACCGCCUCUUCCACAGAGGCUUUUUGGAAAGUUGUGAAAUCACAACAGCUCGAGCCGUCUAUUGUCGCCCCCCCCCGAAGGUGUUUAUUAGCUCAGAGAUAAGGGAGUCAUUGGGUGUUCAUGUGUGUGUUCUCUCCAGCUGGGUGGACCCGACUCUAACGUCAGUCUGACCCAACGACCAGAAUCCCAAGCGCUCGGGCCUUGCGUUUUAAACAGUGCUGUCACCGGUGGUACUUUGGGCUUCGAACUCUAUCAUUGCGAGCUUUUUUUUUCUUCUUCUUUAAAGGCGAUGAAAUUAGUGUCCAUGUUUGAUUUCUACAGAGGGAAAACACUCCCUUCGGCACACAGCGAUACGAUCUUGCGUAUUGUGAAAUGUCAGCUAUGAUUCCUCUUUCUUUUUUUUCUGCCCUCGGGCGCUUUGUUUCUGCUGCCAAGCCCCUAAUCUGCAAUACAGCACGUUCACUUCUGUAAAGACAUCUGCCUCGGUGCCAAAAUAAAGGUUGUCGAGCCGAGUGACAGAGGGACUUUGGGCACCUCGUGGUAAACACACGGCUUUUGCCAGAAACUCUGCGGAUUCAUCAAAAAUAUUCAUCGUCCGACUAAAAAAGGGUAAACUUUUGUUUGGGGAACUUCACGCGACGGUGCUUCGAUUCCCUCCCAAAUGUGGAGCAUCUUGCGAUUAUGCCGAUUGCCGAACGUUUUCACAACAGAUCUCCACGUCAUCUGUAAUACCCGGAGCCGGUUCUUUUCUUUAAAGGCAACGAGCGGCGUGGAAGGAGAGAAGCUGAUCAGCAGCCGGAGAGACGAGAGGUCGACAGCAUUUUAAAACACAAAAGAUGGACGACAUCGACGCCAUGUUCAGCGACCUGCUGGGGGAGAUGGACCUCCUCACUCAGAGUCUCGGACAGGAAACGGUACCUCCUGCACCGCCCCCCAGCACCAAGAAGGAGGUCAACAUGUCCAUCGGCUUCACCGACCUGAACGAGUCCCUCAAUGAGCUCGAGGACACCGACCUGGAUGCGCUCAUGGCAGACCUGAUGGCUGACCUCAGCGCCACGGAGGAGAAAUUCGCCGCCCAGAAAGAAGACCCCAAAGCGUCGCUCCCGCCCCCGCCCCCGCCCGAGGGCCUCGGCCCCCGCCCGACCUCCACCCUCGCUUACCCGACGUCGCCGGCGGGCAGCUACGGCGGCGACGUCGGCACGCCGGCCUCCUCCGGCGCCUCGCCCCUGCCACCUCCGCCCCCUCAGGCCGCAAAACCUACCAAGGAGGAAAUUGAGGCGCAGAUGAAAGCAGAAAAAAUCAAGCUGGCCCUCGAGAAGCUGAAGGAGGCUAAAGUGAAAAAGUUGGUGGUAAAAGUGCGGAUGAACGACGGCAGCUCCAAGACUCUGAUGGUGGACGAGAGGCAGACCGUCAGAGACGUUCUGGACAACAUGUUCGAGAAGACUCACUGCGACUGCAACGUGGACUGGAGCCUGUGUGAGACCAACCCGGAGCUGCAACUGGAGCGGGCGUUUGAGGACCACGAGAACCUGGUGGAGCCCCUCUCGGCGUGGACGAGGGACAGCGAGAACUACGUCCUCUUUCAGGAGCGGGGGGAGAAGUACGAGGUUUUCAAAAACCCACAGAACUUCUACCUGUGGAAGAAGAACAGGAGCGACCUGAAAGACAUGAAAGACAAAGACAAGGAGUUGUUAAUACAGGAGAACUUCUGCGGGACGUCCACCAUCGUGCCAGAUCUGGAGGGAGUGAUGCACCUCAAAGAAGACGGCAAGAAGUCCUGGAAACCGCGACUCUUCCAGCUGAGGGCCUCUGGAAUCUACUACGUGCCGAAGGGGAAAACCAAGUCGUCCCGCGACCUCGUCUGCUUCGUCCAGUUCGACAACCUGAAUGUCUACUACGGCAAAGACUUCAAGGCCAAAUACAAGGCCCCGACCGACUUCGGCUUCCUUCUGAAGCAUCCUCAGAUCCAGAAGGAUUCCCAGUACAUCAAGUACCUCUGCUGCGAUGACGCCUGGUCCAUGAACCUGUGGGUCACCGGAAUACGCAUCGCAAAGUACGGCCCGGCGCUGUACGACAACUACAAGACCGCAGAGAAGAAGGCCGCCGUCAGCUCCGUGUGGACCAACCGCAGCGCGCCGUCCGGCUCCGAUCCGUCCACGCCCUCCCCCCCCACCCACGCAAAGAGCCAGGCCAACGGCCAUGCUGCGAGGCCCCAGGCGGGCCCCCCCCCUCAGGACUUUGGGCCCCUACCACCUCCACCUGUGGCAGAGUUCCUUCCCCCGCCUCCUCCUCCGGAGGCAUUCCUCCCUCCUCCACCUCCUCCACCUCCCCCUCUGGCUGCCAAGAGUUCUCCGAAGCCUGCCGCCUCCCGGCGCCACCUGCCGAACAACUUCCCUCCGCCUCCACCGGCGAUGGACCUCCUCCCUCCACCCCCGCCCCCACCCAAAGACGACGCCUCGGAGGCCCCGCCGGACUUCCUCCCGCCCCCUCCACCCGCUGCGGGCUUUGGAUUUCCUCCUCCGCCACAGUUGAACUCCCCCCCGCUGCCGCCUCCCCCUGUGAGCUUCAGGGGCGCAAACCAGUCCCUGCCUCCUCCUCCACCCGAUCCGGGGUUCUUACCUCCACCUAAGCCCGAUUUCACGGGGGCCGGGGGGGGCCCUCCACCUCCUCCACCGCCACCGCCCCCCGCCGCCGCCGUCGCCCCGAGGCCGGCUCUUGGGCCUCCUGGCUCGGUGAAGAAGAGGCCUCCUGCUCCGCCCAAGAGGACUACUGCGCCCGCGGGAGGGGACUUCAUGUCGGAACUGGCGAUGGCCAUGAACAAGAAGCGCGCCGCUCCGUGACUCCUUUCGUCCAUCGCGGCGCCAGCGGAGCCCGACACAGACUUGCGACCUCUUCCCGGGGGGGUCGUCCGUCCAUCCUUAUGGGUGACACGAGCUUGCAUGAAUUAAGCGAAAGGAGGAUUAUUCCCCAAAGCAAACAUUUUGUACAGUGUUUAACGAUGCUGAGAAGAAAACAUAAAAAGUACAAUACCUUCAUCACGAUUCAGAGGAUUGUACAUAUUGACAUGUCGGCUGUAAGUACUGUAAACAAAAUGCACCUGAUUAGUCCUCGAAUCAGUUACAAGCUACGUGAGAAGUGGCAUAAGAUACUCAUGAAAAUGAACCUAGUUAGCUGUGGUGUGUGCAUAAACGAUAUUUGGUGAACUGUCAUACUGUAUGUGGACCUAGUUCUUAAAAAAAACAACAAUACAACCAUUGCUGAACA
Molecule: messenger RNA, 3387 nt
Organism: Pungitius pungitius (ninespine stickleback)
Lineage: Eukaryota; Metazoa; Chordata; Actinopteri; Perciformes; Gasterosteidae
Gene: apbb1ip
Product: amyloid beta (A4) precursor protein-binding, family B, member 1 interacting protein
Exons: 14
Coding region: 960-2963 (667 amino acids)
Biological process (GO): signal transduction
Cellular component (GO): plasma membrane; cytosol
Source: RefSeq, a predicted model, not a curated record